Vombatus ursinus (common wombat) is the source of this 1540-nucleotide messenger RNA. RefSeq names its product hyaluronidase-2-like. Gene Ontology annotation, biological process: hyaluronan catabolic process; carbohydrate metabolic process. The record is from RefSeq and is a predicted model, not a curated record. Lineage: Eukaryota; Metazoa; Chordata; Mammalia; Diprotodontia; Vombatidae. Bases 245 to 742 code for a protein of 165 amino acids. The transcript is spliced from 2 exons. Gene Ontology annotation, molecular function: hyalurononglucosaminidase activity.
ACCAUGACCAGCUCCUGGUCAUCCUCAGCAUCAGGUCACCCAAGAAGCAGUGGCAGGGGCUGGGUCAAAGGCUGGGUCCUCCACAGAGAUAAGGAACGAGGCAGUAGCGGGGACAAGGGAGUUUAGAUGAGGUCUGGGGCUGGAGCAGCCUUGAACCAGGACCGAAAAAUGGAUAGAACUGUAUUUUCCCUUCUUCCCCAACCCCAAGGUUGACCUGGAGCACACGAUUGGUCAAGCAGCUGCCAUGGGAGCCCAGGGAGUGGUGCUCUGGGGGGAGGCAGACUACGCCAGGAACCAGAGUACCUGCUUAAAGAUGCGCCAUUACCUGCUGAGCAGACUGGGCCCUUACGUGCUAAACGUGACCACGGCAGCUGCCCUCUGCAGCCGGACCCAGUGCAACGGGCACGGCCGCUGUCGCCGUCGCAUCCCCGACUCACCCACCUACCUGCACCUGGAGCCCAGCACCUUCCAGAUCCACGUGACCACGGCAGCCAACCACACCCAGGCUUCCAUUCGAGGCCGACUGGGUCCCAGGCAGCAGGAGGCCCUGGGCAGAGACUUUAUCUGUCACUGCUACCAGGGCUGGCAGGGGGACAGGUGCCAGGAAAGGAACCAGGCUGGGGAGGCACCAUCCUUGUCCCCGCCGCUUCUAGCUGCCAGCCUUGGGGGGCUCUGGGCAUGGACUCUGUGCCACAGUCACCUGCAGAAGUGGGGAGAAAUUCCUUCCCACCCUCUAAAAUAAGGUCUUCAAAGCUCAAGGUAGGAGGUGGCCCCUUGGAAAGAAUACUGAAGCUAUAGUCAAAAGACCUGGAUUUAAACUCUGCCUCUGAUGAUGACCAUGUGCAUGCCCGUGGGCAGGUCACUUACCUCCCUAAGUUAGGAGGUUGGACUACAGGGCCUCUCAGGCCCUAUCUAACCUCCAUCUAUGAUGCUGUAACCUUGGGCAUAUCAUUUCUCUCUGGUUUUUACUAUUAGAUAAGACCACAGUCUUAGGCCUCCAGGUCCCUUAGAGACCCACUAGUUCAACAUUGUUACAGAUGAGGUUACUGAAGCCAAGAGCUUAUAUCACUUGCCCAAGAUCAUAUAGCUAAGGUCCAUUCAAACUCUAAAAUCCCAUGGUCCUAUGACCCCAAGAGGCCAAGGGUCAGGCUAGAGCCUUUCAAACCAUACAGGACCCUAGGCCCACCCCACCAGCCCCACCGCUAGCUCUCCUCACCUUAUGCUCCCUGUCCACCCUCAAGGUCUCCUGACCACAGGAGGCCCUCCCUUUGUGGAAUGACACAGGAACACGUUCACACAAUGCCAGGCUCAUUGCUGGUAAGGAUUCCACACCAAUCUAUUUGUGUGUCCUCUGUUGUGCUGUGUCUGGCCCUCCAUUUCUGUGAUCAAUGGUGCUAGUGACCCCCAGGGGAGGGGGCAGCUUUAGAAACUUGGGGUGGGGGGAAGACUUCAGGCUGAGCUCCAUCAGUACCAAACCCAUCCCCACCCCCACAGGCCACUGGGGAGGCAUCUCAGAAACCUCCAAUAAAGUGUUUUCAGA